Acanthosepion pharaonis is the source of this 636-nucleotide messenger RNA. The record is from the annotation of a GenBank genome assembly. Lineage: Eukaryota; Metazoa; Mollusca; Cephalopoda; Sepiida; Sepiidae.
AUGUUUUUUUCCUUUUAUUGUUCUAUAUUUUCAUUUCAAAAUAAAUUUUCCUUUCCUUUUCCUAUUUUUUUUUCUUUUUCUGUUUCAUUCUUUCCAAUCUUUUUUCGUCUGUUUAUUUUUAGAAAUUUUCAUUCACCGCCAUUAUUUAGAGAUUUUAAAAAUUAUUUUCUUUUCUUUAGUAGCUCUUUUUUUCUUUCUUUCUUUCUUUUUUCUAUUUUUUCUUUUUCUUUUUUUCUUUAUUUUUUUUUCUUUAUUUUCUUUCUUUCUUUCUUCUGUUUUUUUUUAAUUUCAUUACUUUUUUUUUCAUUAUUUUUUUUCAUUCCUUUUUCUUUUUUUUUCUUUCUUCUUUGGGUGAUUUUUAAAAUGACUUUUUUUUUUUUCAUUACAUUUCCAAAGUCGCCAUUAGAAAAUUUUCAUUCUUUUUUUUUAUUUCUCUUUUAUUUCUUCUUCGCCUGUUUUUAUUUGCCUUUUUUUUUUUUUUGCCUUUUUAUUUAUAUAUUUACAUUCUCUUUUUCCUUCAUUCAUCACAGUUAUUCAUUUGCUUUUUAUUACUACUACGACUUAAAUUUUCAUUCACUCCGUCUUUCAAUUUAUUUAUUCCCGAUAUUGUUAUUCUCUUUCUUUACUUUCAUUUAG